UCGGUCCAAAUCCACCUGCUGAGCGAUCGAGCGAGCGAGACGAAAGCUCGUCGGCUUCGGGUGCUUAGCGCUAUCUCUGUAUCUCAUGGCGAUGGCGACCUCGUCGGCGCCGCUGCUCCCGAAUCCCGCGCUACCGGCUCCACCCUCUCCUUCCUUCCCCGUUCCUAAGACAAGUUCCAGCCGCCAGCGGGCCAUCCCCGACCACCAACAAGCUGACGGCAAGCGGAGGAGGCAGCCGAGCGGCCCGCUCCGUCGCGGCGGGGGAGCGAACAGGCGCCUGCGCAGCCUCGUCCAGCGCGGGGAGAUAGAAGACGCUCUCGCACUCGUCGAUUCCAUAUCCUGCAGCGGGAAGUUCCCCGCCGUCGUCCCCUGCAAUAUCCUCAUCAAGCGGCUCUGCGCGGGCGGCCGCGUCGCGGACGCGGAGCGUGUGUUCGCGGUGCUCUGCUCCUCAGCUACCAUUGUCACCUACAACACCAUGGUGAACGGGUACUGCCGAGCCGGCCGGAUCGAGGACGCGUGCCGGCUCAUCGACGCCAUGCCGUUCGCGCCGGACACGUUCACGUUCAACCCGCUCAUCCGAGCGCUCUGCGUCCGCGGGCGCGUCCCCGAAGCCCUUGCGGUGUUCGAUGAUAUGCUACACCGCGGCUGCUCCCCGAGCGUGGUCACCUACAGCAUCCUCCUGAACGCCACCUGCAUGGCGAGCGGCUACAGGCAAGGCAUGUCUCUCGUCGACGAGAUGCGCGCCAAGGGCUGCGAGCCGGACAUCGUCACAUACAAUGUCCUCAUCAAUGCCAUGUGCAAACAGGGAGAUGUUGAUGAAGCUCUCAAGAUCUUGAGCAGCUUGCCGUCCCAUGGAUGCAAACCAGAUGCUGUCACCUACACGCCGGUGUUGAAAAGUUUGUGCAUCUCUGAGCGGUGGAAGGAGGCUGAGGAGCUCUUGGCCGAGAUGGCCAGCAACAAAUGUGCCCCAGAUGAAGUGACAUUCAACACGAUAAUCACUUCUUUGUGCCAGAAAGGGUUGGUUGAUCGUGCAAUCAGAGUUGUUGAUCAAAUGUCGGAGCAUGGAUGCAUCCCAGAUAUUGUCACAUACAGCACUAUUCUUGAUGGUUUGUGCAACGAAAGGCGUGUUGACGACGCAAUGGAAUUGUUAAGCAGACUGCAAUCCUAUGGGUGCAAGCCUGACAAAAUUACCUAUACUACCGUCUUGAAGGGCCUGUGCAGCGUUGAGCGGUGGGAGGAUGCUGAGGAGCUCUUGGCCGAGAUGGCUCAUAAUAAUUGUCCCCCAGAUGAAGUAACAUUCAACACAAUAAUCACUUCUCUAUGUCAGAAAGGGUUGGUUAAUCAUGCAAUCAAAGUUGUUGAGCAAAUGUCAGAGCAUGGAUGCAUCCCUGAUAUCGUCACAUACAAUUGUAUUAUCUAUGGUUUGUGCUACGAAAGGUGUGUUGAUGAUGCCAUGAAACUGUUGAACAGUCUGCACUCCUAUGGGUGCAAGCCUGAUCUAAUUACAUACAACACCGUAUUGAAGGGCCUGUGUAGUGUUGAGCGGUGGGACGAUGCUGGGCGGCUUCUGGUCGAGAUGAUCCAUAGGGAUUGCCCCCCAGACGAAGUGACAUUCAACACAAUAAUCACUUCUUUAUGCCAGAAAGGAUUGCUUUUACAAGCAAUUGAAAUUCUGGAGACAAUGCCCAAGAAAGGUUCCAUUCCCAACUCGACCACCUACAAGAUAGUUGUUGAUGAGCUUUUGAAGGCUGGAAAGACCCAGGGAGCCGUUGAGCUGUUGAGCGGCAUGACAAAUGGCUGUACUCCGGAUUUAUUUACUUACAACACGGUAAUCGCCAGUAUAUCCAAGUCCGGCAAAAUGGAGCAAGCUCUUCAUUUGUUGUAUGUGAUGGUAUCUAAGGGUCUUUGCCCAGAUACAACUACUUACCAAUCUUUAGCUUAUGGGCUCUCUAGAGAAGAUGGAAUGGACAGGGCUAUCAGAAUGCUCUGCCGAGUUCAGGAUAUGGGCUUAUCACCUGACACUACGGUGUAUAAUGCUAUACUGCUUGGUCUUUGUAAAAAUUGGAGAACGGACCUAGCUAUUGAUUGCUUUGCUCAUAUGGUUUCUAAUGGUUGCAUGCCUGAUGAAUCAACCUACAUUAUUCUCAUCGAAGGGCUUGCUUAUGAGGGUUUUGUGGGUGAGGCAAAAGAACUGCUAGGGAACCUUUGUUCUCAAGGAGUUUUAGAUAAGAGCUUGAUUGAGGAAGAAAGCCACUAUUCUUAGACUGAAUAUGCAUGUUUAUCGAGCUGUGGUGAAGUUUAAUGGUGCCUUUGCUUACAGUAGUGCAAGCGUUGAAAUGCUUGCUUUGCAUCCUUUCAAGUCAUGACGAAUUGUGCAUACUUCUGUACAGUUGCUAUUUUUCUCCUUAUUUUCCUACAUACACUUUGUAGCUUUAGCUUCAAAAUUUUCAUGGACAAAGUUGUUCUCCAUCAUUCACCUACCACAGUGCCGUCCAAUAGGUUGCCCUGCUUACCGAUGGUUGUUCAAAGUUUUGUUCUAAUUCAGUUAUAAUACUUGUAACAGUAUGCUAAUUUUAAUCUUUCUUGCUGGUUUCCGAUCU
Phragmites australis (common reed) is the source of this 2600-nucleotide messenger RNA. Its product is annotated as pentatricopeptide repeat-containing protein At1g09900-like. NCBI's taxonomy places the organism in Eukaryota, Viridiplantae, Streptophyta, Magnoliopsida, Poales, Poaceae. The transcript has a single exon. The record is from RefSeq and is a predicted model, not a curated record. The coding region runs from base 86 to 2263 and encodes 725 amino acids. Gene Ontology annotation, molecular function: protein binding.